CCCAUUGGGAGCUUAGUGUUCUUUGUUCGUAAUGAGGGGCUUUGUAAUUCUUCUGGUCUGCCUGUCCGCUGGUUCUGCCUUGGCUGGAACCAUUGGCGUGUCCAAUGCCGAUCCCUUCGCCCGCGAGGGUCGCAUUGUGGGCGGCGAGGAUACCACCAUAAGGGCCCAUCCCUACCAGGUUUCCCUGCAGAAAAAAAACUCUAACCAUUUCUGCGGCGGCAGCAUCAUUGACGGCUACACCAUUGUGACGGCUGCCCAUUGUUUGGUGGGCCAGAAGGCCGAGAAGAUCUUUGUGCGCCUGGGCUCCACUCUCUACAAUGAAGGCGGCCGGCUGGUGGCUGUCCGGGCUUUGGCCUACAACGAGAACUACAACUCCAAGACUAUGGAGAACGAUGUCGGCAUUCUAAAGCUGGCCGAGGAGGUCGAGGAGACUGAUGACAUUCGGUAUAUUGGUUUGGCUGAGGAGACUCCGGCAACGGGAACGCCCGCAGUGGUCACUGGAUGGGGAUCCAAGUGCUACUUCUGGUGCAUGUCACUGCCCAAAACCUUGCAGGAGGUCAUCGUCAGCAUCGUGGAUUGGGGGAGAUGCGCUUCGGAGGAAUAUAAAUACGGUGAAAUCAUAUACCCCUCCAUGGUUUGCGGCUACGAGAAAAAGAAGGACGCCUGUCAGGGAGACUCCGGCGGUCCUUUGGUGGCCGAGAACGUGCUGGUGGGCAUUGUGUCGUGGGGCUAUGCCUGCGCUUCGAAUCUCCUGCCUGGAGUCUACAGCGAUGUGGCUGCUUUGCGUAAAUGGAUUCUUUCUACAUCCGAAACUUUGUAAAGAGUUGAAUAAAAUUCUAAUCGAAGCAUA
Molecule: messenger RNA, 850 nt
Organism: Drosophila ananassae
Lineage: Eukaryota; Metazoa; Arthropoda; Insecta; Diptera; Drosophilidae
Product: trypsin theta
Exons: 1
Coding region: 32-820 (262 amino acids)
Biological process (GO): proteolysis
Molecular function (GO): serine-type endopeptidase activity
Source: RefSeq, a predicted model, not a curated record